CCUCGCUCAGAGGAUUGGGAAACUAUCAAUUUCUGUCCAGUUUGCAGCCGCCUUAUCGGUGUUUGUCCCAGCUGCACGUAGCUACAGCCCCCCUCUUCUGUAACUGACACUGAAAACCCGCAGAGCCGAGGGCAGAAAGAGCCAUAAACAUGAGCACCGGAGCGGGCAUCGACUACAGCGCCUGGGAUCACAUCUACGUGUCUGACGACGAAGAUGUGACCAAUGCGUAUGUCGACACGCCGAGCUUGUUCCGAAUGAGACACCGGGUCAGCAGUGAAACUUGUAGUAGCCGUGAAGUUUGGAUUCUUAUACCUGACCCGGCUGGAGAGAAUGGCUGAGUUUCAGCAGAGAGGGGAAGAUCUGGAGAAUAACUUAUUAGAAUGCAAGAAGCAAUUGGAGGAAGCCCAGGGACGACUUAAAGAACUGGAUGAAGGAAGGAACGGUGGAGAGGAGGCUGAGGAGAGAAAGGCCGAGAUAAAGAAAGUCCAGGGUGAGGUCAGAAGACUGAAGACGGAUGAAAAGGCUUUUGAGAUAAUGAUCGAAGAAUACCAGCGGAAAAAAAAAAAACUGCCCUGGGAUGUUGACACUAUCGGCAAAGAAGGUUUCAGCAAGAGUGUACUCAACAUCAAACCUGUGACUAAAGAGGAAACAGAGGAGGACAAGGUGGAGAAGCACAAGACCUUUUCUGAGAAGUAUAAAAACGAAAUCAAACACUUUGGUAUGUUGCGGCGCUGGGAUGACAGUCAGACGUUUCUGUCAGACAACCCGCAUCUGGUAUGUGAAGAGACGGCUAAUUGCCUUGUUGUCAUCUGUAUUGACUUUGAGAUAGAUGAGAAACACGCACUAAUGGAGCAGGUGGCCCACCAGGCCAUCGUCAUGCAGUUCGUCUUGGAUUUGGCUCGGACGCUUAAGGUCGACGCAAGAGGCUGCUUCAGACAAUUCUUUUCAAAGAUCAAGACUGCAGGCAAGCCGUACCUAGAUGAGUUUGACCGUGAGCUGGAGCUGCUGAAGGAGCGGAUCCGCAGCUGUGCGCAGAUGCGUAUGGAGAGUGCUGGGAAGGAGCUAGAAGAAGAAGAGAGCCAGAAGAGACUGGGCCCAGGUGGUUUAGACCCUGUAGAGGUCUAUGAAUCACUGCCAAAGGACAUGCAGAAGAGCUUUGAUGAGAAGAACGUUCAGAUGCUACAGGAAGCUAUUCGCAAACUGGACCUGGACGAAGGAAAAUACCACCUCAGGAGGUGUAUUGCCUCUGGACUGUGGGUCCCUGAAUCAGGAGAGAGUGAUGAUGAGAAGGAAGACAACGAAGAGGAUGAGGAAGAAUAAGAGAACUGAGAACAUUCCACACUUUAACAAUGAAUUUUUGUGCAACAGUGUGCAAGUAAUGUUAUACUGUAUAUACCCAACAUAAUGUGAGUUUAUUCUUAUUG
Etheostoma cragini (Arkansas darter) is the source of this 1424-nucleotide messenger RNA. It is a transcript of the gene cdc37, whose product is annotated as cell division cycle 37 homolog (S. cerevisiae). Gene Ontology annotation, molecular function: protein-folding chaperone binding; protein kinase binding; heat shock protein binding. Gene Ontology annotation, biological process: protein folding; protein stabilization. The transcript has 8 exons. NCBI's taxonomy places the organism in Eukaryota, Metazoa, Chordata, Actinopteri, Perciformes, Percidae. The record is from RefSeq and is a predicted model, not a curated record. Gene Ontology annotation, cellular component: cytoplasm. The coding region runs from base 331 to 1320 and encodes 329 amino acids.